Messenger RNA from Medioppia subpectinata, 1059 nucleotides. The record is from the annotation of a GenBank genome assembly. Lineage: Eukaryota; Metazoa; Arthropoda; Arachnida; Sarcoptiformes; Oppiidae.
AUGACCUUAAAUAAUGUUUGGAUGAGUUGUGAUAAUCGCCGCAAAGUUGGACCGCAAGUGUCGGACACCCGACGGCUGACACCAGAUAUCCUAUUCUUCUACAUGGGAUGGCAUUUCUUCGUUAGACUACUCUUCAGGGACUAUGAGAUCCAUCACCUCUUCGUGCAAAUCCAGUUUUGUGUCACUUUUUCGCUCUCGUGUUCAAUGUUUGAAUUGAUUAUCUUUGAAAUCGUCGGCAUUUUAGACACCAGUUCCCGUUACCUGCACUGGAAAAUAGGCAUUUAUGCGAUGCUUUUCAUGUUAAUAGUGAUCCUACCCUUCAAUAUCGGAUACUUUCUCAUAUCAAACGUGCGGUUCAUUAAACGCCAUCUGAUUAAGCCGUUUGCGGUCGCCGUUUGGCUGCUCUUCAUAUACCUGUUCUGGAAGAUUGGGGACCCGUUUCCCAUAAUGUCGCCCAAACACGGCAUACUGUCCAUCGAACAGGGCAUCAGUCGAGUCGGCGUUAUUGGUGUCACUCUAAUGGCCUUAUUGUCGGGUUUCGGUGCCGUCAUGUAUCCGUACACUUCGAUGGCCUGUUUUAUGCGUGUCGUGACGGCCGCCGACGUGACCUCUUCGGAGCGCAAGUUAUUGCAAACGCUGGACAUCAUUGCGAUGAAGAAGAAGAGGAUAGCGAUGAUCGAGAAGGAGAACCAAAGCAAAUCCCUGUCGUCGCCGACUUCGAGCAUUUGGUCACUACUGAAGAGUGUGUCACUUCAGGGCCACGACGUUUCCCAAUUGAAACAGGAAUGCUGUACUCUAGAAGAGCUCUCGCGGCAAAUGUUUCUCGAGUUGCUUGAGUUGAAGGCAAUGGAAGAGCGAAUUGUUUGGUCGAAAACACUUAAAGGAAAAUAUUUCAAUUUUAUCGGAUAUUUCUUUUCGUUGUAUUGUAUUUGGAAAAUAUUUAUCUGUACCGUAAAUAUAGUGUUCGAUAGAGUGGGAAAAGUGGAUCCCGUGACCAGAGGUCUGCAAAUAGCUGUCAAUUGGAUCGGUCUGGACGUAGACGUGAAGUUCUGGUCACAA